Messenger RNA from Staurois parvus, 489 nucleotides. The record is from the annotation of a GenBank genome assembly. NCBI's taxonomy places the organism in Eukaryota, Metazoa, Chordata, Amphibia, Anura, Ranidae.
AGUAGAUAGGGCUGGUGCACACCUAGAGAGUGUGUUCAGCUAUAAUGCUGGCGGAAGCCAUUGUUCACCUGUGACUUUGUAUUGAUAGCUGGAACUCAAUAAACACCAUAUUGCUAAAAGUAUUGGGACACCCCUCCAAAUCACUGGAUUCAGGUAUUCCAAUCACCUCCAUGGCCACAGGUGUAUAAAAUCAAGCACCUAGGCAUGCAGACUGCUUCUACAAACAUUUGUGAAAGAAUGGGUCCCUCUCAGGAGCUCAGUGAAUUCAAGCGUGGUACAGUGAUAGGUUGCCACCUGUGCAAUAAGUCCAUCUGUGACAUUUCCUUGCUAAUAAAUAUUCCACAGUCAAUUGAUAGUGGUAUUAUAACAAAGCAGAAGCAACUGGGAACAACAGCAACUCAGCCACCAAGUGGUAGACCACGUAAAAUGGCAGAGCAGGGUCAGUGCAUGCUGAAGCGCACAGUGCGCAGAAGUCGCCAACUGUCUGCA